AUGCCACCUAAGAACCUCGUCUUGAAGAUCGAUCGCAGCAUCCAUCUGAAAAUUCUCCAUGAGGACGAUCAGGUGCUUGCAGUGGCGAAGCCAUUUGGUGUAUUAGCCCACCCCUCACCGGGCUUUUGGGAGAAAGGCACCAUCGCGCAUGCUGUGGUGGACAGAAUGCCUGCAGAAAUGUUAGAAGAGAGGGGCAACCAUAAUGAAUGGGACAGCUUCAUCCCUCGCUGCAUCGUGCACCGCCUGGAUGCUGGUACGACAGGUGUGAUGAUCAUGGCGAAAAGUAUCAGAUCAGAGUCUCAUCUGGCACAACAGUUCAGAGCUGCCGACUUCAUGUACCAUGCACCCCUAGGGAAGAAGGUCUAUGUGUCUCUGCUGCUGGGCGAUCCAGGUGGGGCUCCACAAAGGAGGGAUAUAACAGUGAUGCAGAGCAUCGGCCGACACCCGAAGAACGGCCGGCUCUGGGCGGUUGUUCCAGAUGGCAAGCAAGCUAAGACGGUCAUCCGCGUGCAUGCCUUCAGCAAGAAGUACUCGCUUAGUCUUGUAACAGCUGAACUUUUCACAGGUCGAACUCAUCAGAUACGGGUGCACUGCUCCCAUUUGGAGGCGCCCGUUGCAAAUGACAAUCUCUAUGCACCAGCAAGCAAGAACAAGGCCUUUCAGCAGUCGUUGGAGUUAACGCUGCCCAGAGGGCGGCAGUUGCUGCAUGCAUGGGCGCUUGAUCUGGAUCACCCAACACGGGAACGUGGCACCUUGCGCCUUCGAGCACCACUUCCGGAGGACAUGGCCUCAAUUGUGAAGAAAGUUUGGCCGAGCCUGGCAUUGGACCCUGCAUCUUGGCCUGGGAUGCCGGCGAGAUUGCAGUCGGAUGCUGCGCCGACCGGAUGUGCUUCUCCACAGAUCGUUCAAUCUGAGCCUCAGCUGACGCCACUUCAGAUGCGCUGGCUGGAGUGGUGGGAGUCGUCGGAGGAGGGCCAGAGAUGGACCCGUGAACGGGACCUCUGGGAAGAACAGCAGCCGAAGCGACCGAAAAGCCACUCUCGGCGGUUGCAGUCUUCCGCCUUGACCGAGGGCAGGGACGACCAAAGAUUGCCUUCUGCUUAG
This is a messenger RNA of Symbiodinium sp. CCMP2456, 1104 nucleotides long. Lineage: Eukaryota; Dinophyceae; Suessiales; Symbiodiniaceae. The record is from the annotation of a GenBank genome assembly.